Molecule: messenger RNA, 505 nt
Organism: Geodia barretti
Lineage: Eukaryota; Metazoa; Porifera; Demospongiae; Tetractinellida; Geodiidae
Source: the annotation of a GenBank genome assembly
AGACCCACGUGGUAGUUUUGUUAUAGAAUGGAGUUGAAUGGAGAGCGAGAGGAGGACAACUAUAGCGAGGGAGACGAGGAAGAUCAGGAGUCAGAGCCGUGUCCGUGUCUGUUCUGCAAGAGCGAGCAGAGCUCGGCGGCAGCCACUCUGGACCACUGUCGAGAAGAACACCUGGUGGACCUACCGCGGAUCGCUACACAGCUCCACUACGACCACUACUCCUGUAUCAAAUUGAUCAACUACAUCAGAAAACAGGUUUGUUGUAGCUAACAGUGGAUCUCGUCCUAACUGUUUCUCUGAAUACAGGGAGCCCGCCCCUCCCUCUUCUCCCCUCUCCCCCAACGACCGUACCCCUGGGAUGAUGACUCAUUUCUCCAGCCAACACUGGAACAGGACCCUCUACUGCUAGUGGACUGGGAAUCAGAAACUGAACAAGCCUCCAACACUGGCAACACUCUUUCGCAGAGGUUGAUUUACAGCAACUACAAUUUACAAUUUAUAUAUC